Molecule: messenger RNA, 973 nt
Organism: Manihot esculenta (cassava)
Lineage: Eukaryota; Viridiplantae; Streptophyta; Magnoliopsida; Malpighiales; Euphorbiaceae
Exons: 3
Coding region: 40-927 (295 amino acids)
Source: RefSeq, a predicted model, not a curated record
CUUUUUCAACUUUCAAAGUAGGAGAAGAAAAAUAUAUACAUGGCACAAGCCAUGGCCGGAAAACUUCUCAUAAGUCGCUGGGAUUCUGACAAACUUGUCGGACUCUCCGACGAAGCCAUGAGCUUUGCCGACAGUUUCCUUGGUUUCUUGGAAGAACAAGAAGAGUCACCCAAGAGUUCUUGUGACUCCAUUGAUUAUAUUGAGGAUGAUCAUAGUUCUUCUAACGGUGAAGGAAACAAAAAAUUCUGGGAAACACAAAAUGAACUUCUUCAGGCAACAUUGUACAGGACUAGUUCCCUAGAAACGACAAUUCGUCAAGCUACAAAAGCUGCAGUAAAGGAGAUUAAACUGAUAGGCCUAACUUGCAGCUGUUACAAGGUGGUGACAGAAGAGUGCCGGAAUUGCUUGCAGAGGGAGAUUUCUUUACGGCUUCAAGCACAAGGUUAUAAUUGUGCCAUUUGCAAGUCCAAAUGGAAAAGCUCCCAAGAAAUUCCAUCAGGGGAACACACUUAUCUUGAAGUGGUGGAGAAAAAUAGGUUUAAAAAAGGGGAAGUGAGAUUGGUAAUAGAAUUGAACUUUAGAGGAGAAUUCGAGAUGGCAAGAGCAAGUGAAGAGUAUAACCGAUUAAUUAAUCGGCUGCCGGAAAUAUUUGUUGGAAAAGAAGAGAGGCUAAGAGCCUUGAUUAAAAUUUUAUGUUCAGCAGGGAAAAAGUGCAUGAAGGAGAAGAAGAUGCACUUAGGUCCAUGGAGGAAGAGCAAGUAUAUGCAGUCCAAGUGGCUAGGCACUUGUGAGAGAACCACACUGUUUCCUCCGUUGCCGGUGGGAUUUUCUGACCGGCCAGCCAAACCUAAGGCCUCCUUGUUAACUUAUGAUUUGCUAGAGAUCAAUAUGCCUGUCUUGCACCGUACUGCAGUUCAAGUUUUGUGAUGAUCAAGAGAAAUAAAAAAAAAAAUAAUAGAGGUUUUGUUGUGUC